AUGGCUGUUAUCAAAUUGUUCGUCUUGGUACAGUCUCUGGUCUGGUCCUUGGCGUCUGCCGAUGCGUCAAACCUGAACCCCAAUGGUGACGGAUGUGUCGACCCAAGUGGCUAUCUCCAGUGUUACGAAAACAAUGUGAACACACUGAAAACGUGCAUGACUUAUGCAAAGAAUAAUUGCGAGGGGGAUGUAUACACAACAUGUGUGCUGGCCUGUGGAAAUGCUCAAUUGGCUGCGAAUAUCGGCUGUUGGUUGACGAGCUGCUGGAAUGAGGUUUAUUCAUGCGCAUACCAAGAAACGGCCCUACAAUACCUAAAUGGCGCUGAUCGGACCCAAGGCGACCAAAUCCCUUACUAUCCUGCACCGGAUAAUGCGCCUGGUGGAUGUGGUUACAUGUGGGGGAACUUCACCGAGACCUAUGCCCUGAAUGCACCUUGCGAGAACUACGCCAUGGAUGGUUCUGUUUCCGAGACGGCUAGCUGCCAGUGCUGCUGGGACUCAUCAUUUUUGUCUGAGUUUAUCGAAUGGUGUCCCAAUAACGACCUCUCAGUUAUCGAUAUUGACCUGAUGGUCGAAACCUUUCAACUUGGUUACAACGAGUCCGCAUCUGACGAGUGCUCAAUUCUUUCUGAUCCUAAACAAUGUGUUUCCUCUUUCACUUUGGACACUGGUGCGUCUACAUGGUAUAAUCCAGGCCAGCUUCCCUCGGGCUUUCCUGGAACAGCACCUCUCUCGGAUACUACAGAUGCUGGAAGCAUUACUAGUGCUCCAGAUCCGUACACGUUCUCGAUCUUCCCAAGCUAUGUCACCGUCAUUACCCCGGCUCCAUAUAACAAGAAGAACGUUGAGACGACAAACACGGAAACCACUGGUGGAACCGCGGCAACUGCUACGGGACAGGGCACCUCUUCGCCUAGCACUAGCAAGGGAGCGGCUGCAAGCAACCUUGUAUCGCCUAUUAGCGCCAGUGUUGGUGUCUGGGGUCUAGCUUUGUACACAAUUGCCUGCGCUCUGUUUGGUGCAGCGUUGAUUGCGUAG
Molecule: messenger RNA, 1038 nt
Organism: Penicillium pulvis
Lineage: Eukaryota; Fungi; Ascomycota; Eurotiomycetes; Eurotiales; Aspergillaceae
Exons: 4
Coding region: 1-1038 (345 amino acids)
Source: RefSeq, a predicted model, not a curated record